Fulmarus glacialis (Northern fulmar) is the source of this 582-nucleotide messenger RNA. It is a transcript of the gene IDNK, whose product is annotated as idnK, gluconokinase homolog (E. coli). Bases 54 to 488 code for a protein of 144 amino acids. The record is from RefSeq and is a predicted model, not a curated record. Gene Ontology annotation, molecular function: gluconokinase activity. Gene Ontology annotation, cellular component: cytoplasm. The transcript has 3 exons. Lineage: Eukaryota; Metazoa; Chordata; Aves; Procellariiformes; Procellariidae.
GGUGGAAAUUCUACGAUGCAGACGAUUAUCAUUCUCCAGAGAAUAAAAAGAAGAUGGCAGAAGGGAUACCACUAAAUGAUGAGGACAGGAUUCCCUGGCUUUGUGCAUUGCAUGAUAUACUAAGGAGAGAAGACUCAUCUAGAGAAAAUGCAAUUCUGGCCUGUUCUGCACUGAAGAAGAUGUAUAGGCGUGUAUUAGUUAGUGGAGCAUCUGCAAUUGAAAGCAACCAGCCAGAGCAACCAGGAGAAAACGCGGCACUGAAGAUCCUCUUUGUUCAUUUGGAUGGGCCUAUAGACAUCAUUGCUGGCCGCCUGGCGAAGAGGAGAGGACAUUUUAUGCCACCUGAACUUCUCAAGUCUCAGUUUGAUACUCUGGAGCCUCCUAGAGCGCCAGAACGCUUUAUUACUGUCAGUCUAGAAAAAUCUCUCCCUGAAAUAGUGCUGGAGAUUGAGCGUGCCAUUUUUCAGGGUGAGGCUUUUCUGGAGUAAGUUUCUGAAUUACACAUACAGAAAUUCCCGUAAGGAUAUCAGGGGUAUGAAACAGCAUUUUAAUUAUUACAUUGAUUAUUAAAUCAAAACAACU